Oldenlandia corymbosa var. corymbosa is the source of this 1002-nucleotide messenger RNA. Lineage: Eukaryota; Viridiplantae; Streptophyta; Magnoliopsida; Gentianales; Rubiaceae. The record is from the annotation of a GenBank genome assembly.
AUGCACAAUUGUCAGUCAAAUGGUAGGCCUGACAAAGAAUAUCAGAAUUGGCGUUGGAAACCUGCACAAUGUGACCUUCCUCGGUUUGAUGCUAAGAGGUUUUUGGAAUUGAUGAGAGGAAAGACUUUGGCUUUUAUUGGCGAUUCGGUGGCUCGCAAUCAAAUGGAAUCCCUCUUGUGCAUUCUUUGGCAGGUUGAAGUCCCAGAAAAGCGUGGGAACCAGAACAUGGAGCGUUAUUACUUCAGAUCAACGUCAACCAUGAUUGUCCGGAUAUGGUCUACCUGGCUUGUGCAUCAAACAUCUGAACCAUUUGAUUUUGCUCCUGCUGGGGUAGACAAGAUCUUCCUCGACUCUCCUGAUGAGCGAUUAAUGGAACAUAUUCCAACCUUUGAUGUAAUCAUCCUCUCCUCUGGGCAUUGGUUUACAAAGCAGUCUGUAUAUAUCCUUAACAACGAGAUUGUUGGAGGGCAACGGUGGUGGCCUGACAAGACCAAAGAAAUGAAGAUCAACAACACUGAAGCUUUUGGGAUUUCAGUUGAGACUAUUAUGACUGCGAUGGUUCAGCAUUCGAAUUACUCUGGGGUAACAAUCUUGCGUUCUUAUUCACCUGAUCACUAUGAGGGAGGAGCUUGGAAUACAGGAGGAUCAUGCACAGGAAAAGAAAAGCCUCUUCUUGACAGUGAACUAGUCGAAAAUGUGUUCACUAACCUAAUGCAUGAGAAACAGCUGACAGGAAUCUACAAAGGGAUCAGAAAGCAGACAAACAAAUCGAAAGUGAUACUAAUGGAUACCACAAAAGUAUUCAGCUAUCGGCAUGAUGGGCAUCCUGGUCCAUAUCGGAACCCUGAUCCAAACAAAAUCGUGAAACGAGGUCCAGAUGGUAAGCCUCCACCCCAGGACUGCUUGCACUGGUGCAUGCCAGGUCCAGUUGAUGUAUGGAAUGAAAUGGUAUUGGAGAUCAUAAGAAGAGAAUUUGAGUCCAGAUUGAAAGGUCCUUCCUGA